Molecule: messenger RNA, 2775 nt
Organism: Hippocampus zosterae (dwarf seahorse)
Lineage: Eukaryota; Metazoa; Chordata; Actinopteri; Syngnathiformes; Syngnathidae
Product: protein FAM83F-like
Exons: 5
Coding region: 1036-2565 (509 amino acids)
Source: RefSeq, a predicted model, not a curated record
CAGGUAGAGAUGAUUAUUUACACAGUCAUAAAUAAUGUUACUAUUGCAAAUUUAACAACAGAAAUGCCCUCCAAUUUUGGAAUGACCCAAAGAGUGACAACCUUCCACAAUCGCAUUCAUAACGAUACGAAACACGUGGUCACCGUGCUGACCAUUUUAAAUAUGUUCCAUUGAAAUAUUUGAGCCUGACAAAAUAUUGUUUUACUGUAAUAUUAUGACAAAUUAGACUAGGUUUGGAACACGCUUAAAAAAAGGAAAGCUUCUGAAUAAACAUAAUGGGAUCCAUAUGGCAAUAUUGGCACGACUACGGAAUAAGAUAAAUGACUUCUAGCCACGUGCUCUAAGGUAAAAAUAGAGUUAUCGUCACAAACCUGAAGUAAAUUGACACCAACAUCAGCUGAAGCAUAAACCACAAAUUGUCAACGAACAAUGAAGCCUAACUCGACACUAACCUAACACACAAUGUCAACUCUCAUACAAACGCAGUCGCACAUAGAGAGAUAGAUUGAUAGCCAUCAAUUAUAAUCAUUUCAACCGUAUCCAUGAAAGCAUGUGACAUCUGUCAGGGCGUUCCCAUAUAAACGCGAACUUUGCUCAGUUUUAAUAACGCGCUGUAUAUAUACACAACAGCGUGUAAAAAAAAAAAAGUCCAGCGUGUCAACAGAAACAAAACUCCCCAUCGGAAGUGGUGCGUUUGAGUAUUAUUUGAAAAACUGUAAAAUCGGUUUUUAAAACUAAGGAGUAAAGUGGGUGUGUUGAAUGCUAGUAAAAAAAUAAUUAUAUAGUAAUAAAAGUAUUGAAGAGCCAUAUCCACGUGUUAAAGGGUGUUUAAAUGGUUCGCGUGUACAAAUAAUGACCUUGGCGGCGAGUGAAGCUACCUGAAUUCCGUUUGUCUUUGAAGGCAGCAAGCGUCGGCCGCGCCCCUCCUCCACUCCCCGGCUUCAGGUAACUUUGUCCCGGGUUUCUGAGUUCCGUACGUUGUCGGCCGCCACUCUCCUUCCAGCCAGGUUAGGCCAACGGGGCAGACAGCAAGCCAUGGCCGACUCCCAGCUCGUGUGCAUGGAGGACGGCCGAAUCGGCGUCCAGGUGCCGGAGACGCGGCCGGAGUUCUACUACAGCGAGGAGCAGCGCGCCGCCAUCGAGGAGCUCCUCAAGAACGGCGACGGUGCCUUCAAAAUGCGUCUCAAGGACGACAACAUGAAAGACUUUUUAUCCGCCAGAGAGGUGAAAAUGUUGAACAACAACUUCAGACACUACGACGGAGCCGGGGAGGGGGACGGACAUGCGGCCGCGGGGUCGUCUCCGUCCUCGGACUCGGGGGUCCACUCCACCUACUGGCCGCAGAUGUCCGACACCGAGGUGCCGCCGCUGGACAUCGGCUGGCCCAGCUGGGGCUUCUUCAAGGGGGUGACCCGAGUGGCGGUCCACACGCACCCGCCCAAGGACAACGGACCCCAUAUCAAGGAGGUGGUGCGCAGGCUCAUCCAGGGGGCCAGCAAGGUGAUCGCCAUCGUGAUGGACCUGCUCACCGACCUCCAGAUCCUGCAGGACCUGAUGGACGCCGCCUGGCGCCGCUCGGUGCCCAUCUACAUCCUGCUGGACAACCACGGCGUGCCGCACUUCCUGGACAUGUGCUCCCGGCUGCACAUCGGCGCCCAGCACCUGCGGAACAUCCGUGCCAGAACCCUCACGGGGGUGGGCUUCAACUUGUCCUUCGGCAGACUCCCCGGCUCCAUGUGCUCCAAGUAUAUGCUGGUGGAUGGAGAGAAGGUGGUCUUUGGAUCCUACAGCUUCUCGUGGUCCACGUCGCGCAUGGACCGCAACACCAUCACGGUGAUGACGGGCCAAGUGGUGGAGUUCUUCGACCAGGACUUCCGCGAGCUCUACGCCGUGUCGGAGAAGCUGGACCUCUUCCGCGAGUUCCACGUCAGCCCGCCGGCCAACGUCAGCGCCGCCGCGCGCGCCAAGGCGGGCCCCAAGCGGCCCCCGCUUCCCGCCACCACGUCCCGCUUCCAAGUCAGCCUGGGCGACGCCCGCAAAGUCAACAACAUCGAGGUCCCCGCUCACAAGUACUACAACCCCAAGUACUUCCUGCUGUUCCCGGACGUGCCGCAUCCGGCCAGGUCCCUCCAAGGGCCCACCAAACCGUCGGAGCUCUUGCGGCUCACCGUGCCCCAGGACCCGGUCACCAGUAGCGAGAAGCUGGACCGGCUCAGCCCGCUCCCGUCGGAAGCCCCCGUGGAGUUCUUCAAGAAACCCAACGGGGUCCCGCAGGAGAAGAAGAGACUGACGCUGAAGCAGAAGAUCACCAAGAGGUUGUCGUCCAGCAAGCUGUCCAUCAACAGCGGCAGGUCCAGCCCCGCCCCCGCCGGAUCCGCGGAAUACCUGGGGAGCCAGGACCCCCUGGAGGUCAAGGUCAAGUCGCCCGCCAACAGGCUCAGGCUCCUCAAGAGGCCGUCCACGCUCGGGCCCAGGAGCGACUCGGUGCAGACGGUCGACACCACGCAAGACAACUUGAGCAUGAAGAGUCACCAUCGAUCUAAGCAAGUCUGCAAAGUGUCCUGAGCUCUCGUCUUGGACAAAGAUUUUUUUUUUCUCCCCUCAAGUAUAUUUGAAACGGUUUACAAGCACUAAAUUCACUUUUGUUCGCAUGCGUCUUGGACAUCCUGCGGCUAACAGGAAGUAGCGCGCUCGCGGAACAGCUGACCAAUAGUGGCCAUAAAAACAAGAGUGCCUUCUUCAUUGUUGUAGAAAAAUAAAAUAACUUGGACAGUA